Camellia sinensis is the source of this 387-nucleotide messenger RNA. NCBI's taxonomy places the organism in Eukaryota, Viridiplantae, Streptophyta, Magnoliopsida, Ericales, Theaceae. The record is from RefSeq and is a predicted model, not a curated record.
AUGCUACAAGAACCUCGCAAAGAAGAGUUCAAUGACUGGCCUCAUGGAUUUCUUGCAAUCGGCACAUUUGGAAAUAACAGCUUGAGAGAAGAUCCUGAGAGAUGUAUAUCCCAACAGUUGGUUCGUUCAUUUGCUUAUUAUCUUCUAUGCAUUCUUAUUGCCUAUGGGGAUUUGAAUGGGAAGAAUAUUUUGAGAGCUAUACUACACAAGAAAAUAUAUCCCCAGAAUUCUAGUUCAAAUCCAAAGGCUACUGCAAAGAAAUACUUGGAGACAAUUUCUCAUAUGCACAACUCUGACAACAAUGAAGGUGAAAUGCUUGAUACUGCUGCAAAUGAUGGAAGUAAAUGGGUCAAGACGGAUUCUGAAUUUAUUGUUCUAGAGAUAUAA